Messenger RNA from Ylistrum balloti, 2466 nucleotides. RefSeq names its product myosin light chain kinase, smooth muscle-like. Gene Ontology annotation, molecular function: axon guidance receptor activity. Gene Ontology annotation, biological process: synapse organization; homophilic cell-cell adhesion. Bases 28 to 2466 code for a protein of 812 amino acids. The transcript has 7 exons. Gene Ontology annotation, cellular component: plasma membrane; neuronal cell body; axon. The record is from RefSeq and is a predicted model, not a curated record. NCBI's taxonomy places the organism in Eukaryota, Metazoa, Mollusca, Bivalvia, Pectinida, Pectinidae.
GUUGGGGGAGAUAAGGCAGGUGGGCGAAUGAAUGUGUCCAAGACAAGUAGUGGUUACGGCAGUGUUUCUGGGUCAGACGAGGAGGAAAAAGAAGAGACCAUAAUUAUCUAUGGAAACCAGGGCAGACCAUCAGGUUGUCCAGAGAUUCGGACCACGUUGAAGGAGGUUCUGACACUAGAGGGCAGUUCAGCUAUCCUGGAGUGUGCUGUAACCUGUUCCCCUAUCCCCACAGUGUCCUGGAGUAAAGACAAUAAGGCCCUCGGCUCCUCUGUACGCUAUGAAACAAAGUUUGAUAGCUCAUCAGGGAAAGCCACUCUCACCAUCAAAAGUGCUGGGAUGAAUGACAUGGGCGAAUACAAGUGUAACUUUCGUAAUCCUCUUGGAGAGGCUGAAACAACAUCAAAACUCAUCGUAAAAAAGAAAGCCACAAGAAAGCCAGAGUUCAAAAAGAGGCUGAAAGAACAGUCGGUGACGGAAGGUCAAGCCGUUGAACUAGAAUGUGUGAUAAAAGAGGCUUCCACUGUGUCAUGGUACAAGGAUGGGAUUAUUCAGCGCAACUCGGCUGACUUUAAACAGACCUUUGAUGGUGUCACUGCUAAACUGGAAAUCUCAGAAAUAUUUCUCGAUGACAAGGGCGAAUAUGCAUGUGUGGCCAAAAAUGAUCUGGGCGAGACUAAGACAGUGUGUAAAAUUAAUGUGAAAGAAACUGCAAGUGAUGCAAAUGUUGCCCCUAUAUUCCUGACAAAGCCAAGCAGUAAAAUUCUGAAUGGUGGAGACACACUUUUGCUGGACUGUGAUGUCAUUGGCACGCCGAAACCAAAAAUCUGCUGGACAAGGGAUGGCAACGAAUUAACUAGUAACCAUGGCUGCAAAGAGACCUAUGAUGGGCGUGUGGCAACACUCAGGAUUUCAGAUGCCAGUAAGGAUGACAGUGGCAAAUAUGAAUGUACCGCCGAGAAUAAUGAAGGCAAAGUCACAGUGGACGCACUCAUUGUAGUCAAAGCAAAACAAGGUCCUCCAGUCAUCCUACAUCAGCUGAGUGAUGUCAGUGUGGUCCCUGGGAAGUCCGUCACUCUCCAGUGUGACGUCAGAGGAACUCCGGUUCCGAUGAUCAUGUGGAGAAAAGACGGUCAAGUCAUUGGAAACAUGCCUGACUUCCAUCAGACUUACGACAGUAACGUGGCUCGACUCACUAUCAAGGAAAUAUUCGAACAAGAUGAUGGAUGUUACGACUGUGUAGCUAGGAAUAAUUUCGGAUCUGUGACAUCAACAUGCAAGUUAAAAGUGAAAGAUGAAAAUAGUGCCAAAAACAAAAUGUCCCCAAAAUUGGGAGUGCGCAAUAAAACUCAACAGAAGACAGACUGGAUUGUGGGUAGGGACAAAGGUCAAACAACAACACCUACGCCGACCCUGCCAAAAGACACCGGGGUCAAGAGAAGUGAGAGUAUGCGAGUCACAUCCGACUAUGGAGUUCGUGAUCGUUUAAUGAAAAAAAUAGAGGACAAAAGUGCAAAAUCUACCUCCGAGAAAGAAGAUUUUAACAAAGUCUUAAAUGGUUUAGGGAAAGGUUCCAAGGCAAUGGAGGAUUCUAACGACAAUCCUUUUAAAUCGCUCAAAGAUGACGAGAAAAAGCGUGCGUCAACAUUUAGAGAUUUAGACAAAGGUAAAGACAAAGUUAAGGUGGAUAAUGACCCGCCUUGGAAAAAUGUUUCAUUACGGCGAACAGAAAGUGCACGUGUUCCAACAAAACCAGUUUGGUCACGUGACAAAAUAGAAGAGAAACAAGUAGAACAAUCAGAUAAAUCGACACCAGAAAAACCCAAAACUUCCUCCACAGGUGCUUCAACCGACUCAAAACCUUCCAUUAGAACAUCAUUAAAUCUAGAGAAAUCAGACUCUGUUACGAAAGUUCCACCUCAAACAGAUAUGCCUCCACGGCCUACUAUAACGCUUCGUAGGUCAGAAAGUGCACGUGUUGGUCAGUCUCUAUUCCAAAAGAAAGAUUUUCUGGCUCGUGCGAUUGAUUUAGCAAUGGAAAAAUCGAAACAGCAGGAAAUUAACAAUAAUCGAUACCAGGUAAUAGAGGAAUCACCGCCAUCGUCGUCGUCAUCACUACCCAUCACAGAGAAAGAACAGACGAAGAAGUCAGAGAACACCGACUUGUCCACAAAUGGUGCUACAGAGGAAAAAUCAGGUUCAACAAAACUGGGAAGGACACAAAGUGCAAGACUUCUGUUCGAGAAUAAAUGUAAUUCCCCGGAUAUCAAACCAGAGACGCCAUUGGCAAGUUUUCUGGCUCGUAAAGAAAAUGGAUUAAGACGAACCUCAAGUCUGAAGGUCACCCCUGCUGAAAAGGAGGCAGGAUGGUUCAGAAACAAAUCCCAGCAGAAUGGCCUCAAUUCCUCUCCGUUGACUAAGGUCUUCAAUGAAAUAGUGCAGUCUGUACCAAUAGGUGUUAACUUGUAG